This is a messenger RNA of Chelonus insularis, 4271 nucleotides long. It is a transcript of the gene FANCI, whose product is annotated as Fanconi anemia complementation group I. Gene Ontology annotation, biological process: DNA repair. The record is from RefSeq and is a predicted model, not a curated record. Bases 53 to 4060 code for a protein of 1335 amino acids. Gene Ontology annotation, molecular function: DNA polymerase binding. The transcript is spliced from 6 exons. Lineage: Eukaryota; Metazoa; Arthropoda; Insecta; Hymenoptera; Braconidae.
UAUUGUCAACACACGAGUUGCGUUAAAAAACACAAACAAAUUACGCAUAAAAAUGAAAACACCUGAUAAAAGUUCUAUUUAUUCACGAUUAAAAGAGUUAAUUAAGAAAGAUGAUAAAGACGGUGUUAGAUCUUUAAUUAGAGAUGCUACUGUUAAUGAGUUAAUGGAAUUAAUUUUACCAAGAAUUGGUCAUGAUAAUGCACCAAAAAUACUUGAUAUGGUUUUGACGUAUAUUCCAACAUCAGAAGUAGGACAAACAAAUCGUCGUAAAUUAGUAGAAGCUCUUCUCAAUAAAAUAAUUGAAAGUGACGUCACAGGAUCAUAUGUAGCUGUUUUGGUGAACAGAAUUAUUGAAGAUUUUUCUAAAUAUUCCAAACUGCAACUUGUCAAACUUGUUGAUUAUUGUUUAAAUAGCAUAAGAGAUAAUAAUGAUCAAUUUUUUUGCUGGAAAGAGAUAUUACCUAUUUUGCUUCAAAAUUUAGAAGAUGAGAAAUUUAUUAAUUACAAAGGCAGUGAAGUAACUGGAACAGAAUAUAAAUCACUAAUAAUCAAAUCAAUAUGCAAUCAUCCAUGGGAUGGAGGGAUUCUUACUCCUUUAACUCAAAUGUUUGCGGAAAUUAUGAUGCAACCAGCAGAUCAUGGAACAGUUAUUCGAGCUAUAUGUGAUAAGAUUUCCGAAAUUAACCAUAAUGAGCUUCCUCCACUUGUGCAUCAGUUAUUAAAAUUAAGUAAUAAUCAAGACGGAAGACUUGUAAUUAACACAUUAACAGAAUUCUUCUCCAACGUUUAUUCUUUAGCGUCUAAAGAGAGUCCUACUGCUUAUGAUAUGGAUAGUAUUGGACAGAUUAAUUUAAAAGAAGUUAAAGACGCUGAAAGUACAGUAUUAUAUCACAUUCGUCAGUCAGUUUUAUUGAAUCAUUCAAGUUUAAAAGAUUUUUUACGUCAUUUAAAAAACAUCACAAAUGCUCCAGAGUUUAUAUUGGAUCCAUUCCCUAUGUCUGUGUUGCUUCUUGUAUCAGACAUUUAUGAAGACCAGGUCUUUGAUAUAAUCAAACAUGCUCUCAUCAGAAAAAUUCAGGAUGAUGAAAGAAGAAAAGCUGCUACGUGGCUAAAAGAAAUUUUACCAAGACCUUGUGAAGCUAUGGAUAACUUUAAUAAAGUAAUAGAGAACAGUUAUGAAGACCGUCAUUUAGUGUUAAAAGGUCUUGUAGAGUUGUCUUUCGUUCUUCUAGAAGCUAAGAUAAAAGAUGUUGAUGAUAAAUUACUUCAUGAUAUUGGUUUGAAAAUCAUCCAAAAAUUAAUCAAAAAACGACAUGAAAUAGGUGCGACUGUUUUGCAACACCUUACGAAUAAAAUCAUAGCUUCAGGAGCUUCUGUUUCACAAUAUACUGACUGUUUAUCUUAUAUGUGCCGUAAAUCUACGUUAACAGUUCUUGAUUCUCAAGUGUGGAUUUCUACACUACUUGAGCAAUUAUUAGCAAUACCUGGAGAAGCCGCAAGCCAAGUUCUUGCCGCAACUUUGCCUUUAAUUAAACUGUCAGCUAACAUUCGAGAUACCUUAGUGUUAAUUUUACGAAAGGCUUUAUUUAGAAAAGGAAUUCAAACCCGUCAAAUGGCGGUCACAGGAUUUUUACAAUUUUUGAUGGAUUUAAAAAUUGCACCUUUCAGCUUAAGUCAAUCAUCUUCCAACACUUCAACAUCUACUUCAGGAUCAAUUUAUACUCAAGCAACUGUUGAAAAAACUACUCCACAUACUCGAAGUAAUCCUCGACAAAAUUCAGCGUUUUGUCUUGAAAUUUUAAGUAUAUUGACCAGAUGUUUAUCACAUGAAGUUGAAAUCAAGCAGCAUUUAUAUAAAGGUUUAGAUGAUGCUGUUUCAUCUAAUCCUGAAUUAGCAGAACAUAUAAUUGACAUGUUACUGACCCGCUUGAAUACUUACUAUGAAGCUGAUGAGAACAUUAAACCACCUCUGAAAUUUGAUCAAUGUUGUAAUAUUAAUGGCCCAGAAGCAAUCCUUCAAGAACCUAUUGGAAACCUUAUAUUUGCAUUGCAGAAAAUUUAUUGUCAUGUAGCAGAUAAAGACUUGCCUUGUAUUGAUCAGCUUAGCAUGGUUCUUGAAUCUUUAUCAAAAAGGAUGUCUCAUCUCAAAUUAGAGGAUAUAGAUCUUGAUGAUCAUAUCGAUUUAAUGGAUAAUUGGCCCAAGUCACAGCAAAAAGUUUUGACUUUACAGUUAAGCAUAUCUGUUUGCGAAACUCUAAUAGCUUAUAAAAUAAAUUCCUGGUCUCCAGAUAACGACAAUGUAGCGCAGAGCGUGAAUAGUCUCUUUAAAACUUACAAUGACCAAGUAGAGUUUAGUAAAAAAGUUAACAAGCCAAAAAAAGUGGAACCAAAAAAUAAAAAAGAUAAAAAUGACAGUACUUUUAAAAAACCCCGUGGGCGGCCAAUGUCAAUAAAAAUAUUUCCUACGUUGAUGGAUGUUCAGACUUUGAAAAAAAUGAUUUCUUUAUUGUUUGAACCAAGCGUUCCUUGGUCUACAGAAGAUCAAGCAAGUAUUUUAAAAAAGCGUACAGAGUUUCACAGUUAUACACUUCGUACAUGCAUUCAAGUUUUUCAUAGAGUGAAAAAUUUAUGGAAUUAUGAACGAAGAAAACAUUGUAAAAAGUAUAUUAAGGAUUACAUUGAAAUUGGACAAGUUCUUUAUCAUAACACAAUAGUAGGCUUAGAUACCGUACGAGCAUUAGAUGAAGAAAUUGCUGUUCUUUGUCUUGAAUGUUUCAAAGAAUUAUGCGAUUUAAUGUGCACUGUGUUUAGUUCAGAAUUGCCGAUAUUUCUUUCCAAAGUCUGUGAUGUAGAAGUUUCUGAGGAUAUCGGAAAUCAUUUAUGCAAAUUGAUAUCAUCAUUACAAACUCACAUUGACACUCACUAUGCUGAAGAAUUAGAAGAAAAUGAAGGAACUAAAAAAAUCCCAUUAGUGUUGUUUGAAAUUAUAUCCACACUUGCUCAUAAAGCUUUACUAACCAGUGUUAAAAUGAACAAACUCUUUGAAUGGCUUAAAACAAUGGCUAAAUCAGAUAAAAUCGAUGCACCUGUUGCAGUAAUUAUUCUUCAAUUAAUAAUCAUGAUUGAAGAUCGUGAUGCAGAAUAUGGAAAAAUUUUAGAUGAAAUGAGUUUGGAGUUAUGCAAAAAGUUUGGAACUAUAGAUAAUAGCGAUCCUCCCAUCACGGAGAUAUAUAAAAUAUUAAACGAUUCUACAUUGCUACAAGCUCAUACAGUAUUUAAUAAUUCAUUAAAAAAUAAAAUGAAUAAUGCAGCUUGGGCAUUGGGUAGAUUGAAAGCCGAGCAAAUUGUUAUCAACACAUCUUUUAUGACAAAUGAGAUGCUUCGUGAAAAAAUGAAAGAAAAAGAGCGAUGUUUAUGCAAACAAUUAUCAUACACUAUCCAAACACAAGAAUAUUUAGCUAAUGCUAUAAUAAAUCCAGGCCCUAACACAGAACAAACUUUUAAAAACCUUCAGCAAUUAUAUAAUAUUAUAAAUACUCUUACGAAACAUUUCAGCAAUAAAUCUACCGCACAAAAUCCUGCAUUCCAAGCAGUGAAAUUUAUACAAGUCAUUCAACUGGCUGGCAAAUCACUCAAAACUACUUUUUAUAAUUUAAUAACAUUCACCGAAGAACAUCAAAGUAGUGGUCGUAAAACAGAUGUUCAAGCUUUGCGUAAUAAAGUUUUAAAAGAAACUAAAUUCAUUCCAAAAGUUGUGUAUGAAGUAGAACAGUUUAAUAAGGAAAUAUUAGCACUUGGAAAGAAGACUGGAAUACCACUUGAGAGUCAUAUUAAGCACAGUAUUACACGUGACUUCAGAAUAAAACAGCCUGAACUAGUUGAAGGACUUGAAAGGCUUGAUAUUACACAGAUGAUGACCCAAACACAACAACAAAGUUCACAAAGGCAUCUUCCACUUGAUGAAACACGAGAAGAAACUACAGAAAUUGACAGUGAUCUCAUUGAAGAAUCACCUCCAUCAAAAAGAGCACGAAGAGAUUCAUCAUCAUCUUCAGUUUAAAAUAUAAAUCAUUGUGGCUCGUGGAAAUGUGGUGGUAGUAUUCCUUUUUUUAUAUAAAUUAUAAUUAUUUUUUCUCUGAUUUUUUAUGCGACAAAGUCGAGUGGUCUAUUGAAACCACCUUUACGAUUCAUAUAUUGUCGAUAUUUCCUUUUUAAUAUCACAUGAACUCCUCCAGCAUCAUUUCCUUCAACUUUUUUACCUUUAGUACUAU